This is a messenger RNA of Cynocephalus volans (Philippine flying lemur), 6683 nucleotides long. It is a transcript of the gene ZC3H4, whose product is annotated as zinc finger CCCH-type containing 4. Gene Ontology annotation, molecular function: RNA binding; metal ion binding. Gene Ontology annotation, cellular component: nucleus. The record is from RefSeq and is a predicted model, not a curated record. The coding region runs from base 388 to 4302 and encodes 1304 amino acids. NCBI's taxonomy places the organism in Eukaryota, Metazoa, Chordata, Mammalia, Dermoptera, Cynocephalidae. The transcript is spliced from 15 exons. Gene Ontology annotation, biological process: negative regulation of DNA-templated transcription.
CUUGACUGCGGCGGGGGCCUGGCAGCUGGGGCAUCUAGGGCGAGCAGACAGACAGACAGUCGUUCCGUCUCGCGGCCCGUCCCUCUCUCUCUAGAAUCUUUUUUUUUUUUUAACUCUCGCUCGCUCUCCUUUUCUCCCCUUCCCCCUCGCUUGCUCCGUUGCGCGCGGCCCGCGCUAAUUACACCCAACCACACACCAGUGUCCGUGUCCCCCGGGUCUCUCGCUCCCGGGCGGGUGUGUGUGUGUGGAGGGUAGGUUCUCGCCCCGAUGAGGGUCCUGCGCCCGUGAGCGAGUGACCGCAGGGGCAGGCUACGGAGAAAGCAGGCGGCGAGCAGGCCGCCGAGGCCUAGGCCGCGCGGCCUACACGGAGGUCGGAACAGAGGAACUAUGGAGGCUGCUCCCGGGACCCCCCCGCCGCCGCCAUCAGAGUCGCCGCCACCGCCAUCACCGCCGCCGCCAUCAACGCCUUCGCCUCCUCCGUGUUCCCCCGAAGCCCGCCCGGCCACCCCGCACCUCCUCCACCACCGCCUCCCGCUCCCUGACGACAGGGAAGAUGGUGAGUUGGAAGAAGGGGAACUGGAAGAUGACGGGGCUGAGGAGACCCAGGAUACCUCUGGAGGGCCCGAGAGAAACCGCAGAGAAAAGGGGGAGAAGCACCAUAGCGAUUCGGAUGAGGAGAAGUCCCACAGGAGAUUGAAGCGGAAACGGAAGAAAGAGCGGGAGAAGGAGAAGAGGCGGUCGAAGAAGAGGAGGAAAUCCAAGCACAAACGCCAUGCUUCCUCCAGUGAUGACUUCUCUGACUUCUCUGAUGACUCAGAUUUCAGCCCCAGCGAGAAGGGGCACCGCAAGUACAGAGAGUACAGCCCCCCGUAUGCACCGUCCCACCAGCAGUACCCCCCAUCCCACACCACGCCCCUGCCUAAGAAGGUGUACUCCAAGAUGGACAGCAAGGGCUACGGCAUGUAUGAAGACUACGAGAACGAGCAGUACGGGGAAUAUGAGGGGGAUGAGGAGGAGGACAUGGGCAAAGAGGACUACGACGACUUCACCAAAGAGUUGAACCAGUACCGGCGUGCCAAGGAGGGCAGCAGUCGGGGCCGAGGUAGCCGAGGCCGGGGCCGUGGCUACAGGGGUCGAGGAAGCCGCGGAGGAUCGCGAGGCCGGGGCAUGGGCAGGGGAAGCCGAGGCAGGGGCAGAGGCUCUGUGGGAGGAGACCACCCAGAGGACGACGAGGACUUCUAUGAAGAGGAGAUGGAAUAUGGAGAGAAUGAAGAGCCCAUGGGAGAUGACGAUUAUGAUGAAUACUCCAAGGAGCUGAACCAAUACCGCCGGUCCAAGGACAGCCGAGGUCGAGGGUUAAGUCGAGGCCGUGGCCGGGGUUCCCGAGGUCGAGGGAAAGGGAUGGGUCGGGGCCGUGGUCGAGGUGGCAGCCGAGGAGGGAUGAACAAGGGUGGAAUGAACGACGAUGAAGACUUCUAUGAUGAGGACAUGGGCGAUGGUGGUGGUAGCAGCUACCGGAGGAGUGACCCCCACCAGCAGUCUGACAAGAAAGGAAAAGUCAUCUGCAAAUACUUCGUGGAAGGCCGGUGCACGUGGGGAGACCACUGUAAUUUUAGCCACGACAUUGAACUACCAAAGAAGCGUGAACUGUGCAAGUUUUAUAUCACUGGAUUUUGCGCCAGAGCUGAGAACUGCCCCUAUAUGCAUGGUGAUUUUCCCUGUAAAUUGUACCACACGACUGGGAACUGCAUCAAUGGCGAUGACUGUAUGUUCUCCCAUGACCCCCUGACUGAAGAGACCAGAGAGCUCUUGGAUAAGAUGUUGGCUGAUGAUGCAGAAGCAGGCGCUGAAGACGAGAAGGAAGUUGAAGAACUGAAAAAGCAGGGCAUCAACCCCCUGCCCAAACCACCUCCUGGAGUGGGCCUUCUGCCCACCCCGCCUCGUCCUCCUGGUCCCCCUGCCCCCACCUCUCCGAACGGCAGGCCCAUGCAGGGUGGUCCCCCACCGCCACCCCCUCCUCCACCUCCUCCUCCAGGGCCCCCUCAGAUGCCCAUGCCAGUUCACGAGCCGCUGUCCCCACAGCAGCUACAGCAGCAGCAGGACAUGUACAACAAGAAGAUCCCUUCCUUGUUUGAGAUUGUGGUGCGGCCCACAGGACAGCUGGCUGAGAAGCUGGGUGUGAGGUUUCCUGGACCCGGUGGGCCUCCAGGGCCAAUGGGCCCUGGGCCCAACAUGGGACCUCCAGGGCCAAUGGGGGGUCCAAUGCAUCCCGACAUGCAUCCUGACAUGCACCCGGACAUGCACCCCGACAUGCACCCGGAUAUGCACCCUGAUAUGCCAAUGGGCCCUGGCAUGAACCCUGGACCACCCAUGGGACCUGGUGGCCCUCCAAUGAUGCCCUAUGGUCCUGGAGACUCCCCACAUUCUGGAAUGAUGCCCCCCAUCCCACCAGCCCAGAACUUCUAUGAAAACUUCUACCAGCAGCAAGAAGGCAUGGAAAUGGAGCCCGGACUCCUUGGUGAUACAGAGGACUACGGGCACUACGAAGAGCUGCCAGGGGAGCCUGGGGAGCACCUCUUCCCUGAGCACCCUCUGGAGCCUGACAGCUUCUCUGAGGGAGGGCCCCCAGGCCGGCCGAAGCUGGGCGCCGGUGUCCCUGACUUCCUGCCCUCGGCCCAGCGGGCCCUGUACCUGAGGAUCCAGCAGAAGCAGCAGGAGGAGGAGGAGAGAGCGAGGAGGCUGGCUGAGAGCAGCAAGCAGGACCGGGAGAACGAGGAAGGUGACACCGGAAACUGGUAUUCCAGUGACGAGGAUGAGGGUGGGAGCAGUGUCACCUCCAUCCUUAAGACCCUGAGGCAGCAGACGUCCAGCCGACCCCAGGCUUCAGUCGGAGAACUGAGCGCCAGUGGGCUGGGGGACCCCCGCCUCCAGAAGGGACACUCCACAGGAGGCCGGCUGGCUGAUCCCCGCCUCAGCCGGGACCCCAGACUUACCCGCCAUGCCGAGGCUUCUGGUGGAUCAGGCCCAGGGGACUCAGGGCCCUCCGACCCUCGGCUGGCCCGUUCCCUGCCCACCUCCAAGCCUGAAGGCAGCCUUCAUUCCAGCCCCGCAGGCUCCAGUAGCUCCAAGGGGUCUGGACCACUCCCUGCAGAAGAGGAGGAAGGGGAGCGGGCCCUGAGGGAGAAGGCCGUGAAUAUUCCCCUGGACCCUCUCCCCGGACACCCGCUGCGGGACCCACGGUCACAGCUGCAGCAGUUCAGCCACAUUAAGAAGGAUGUGACCCUGAGCAAACCGAGCUUUGCCCGCACUGUGCUCUGGAACCCCGAGGACCUGAUCCCCUUGCCUAUACCCAAGCAGGAUGCGGUACCCCCCGUGCCCGCCGCCCUGCAGUCCAUGCCUGCCCUAGAUCCCCGGCUGCACCGCUCCACGACUGCAGGGCCCUCCAGUGCCCGGCAGCGCCCGGGUACCUCCGCGGACCCCAGUACAUCCGGCUCCAACUUGCCCGACUUUGAACUCCUCUCUCGCAUCCUCAAGACCGUCAAUGUCACCAGCUCUCCGGCAGCCCCUGGCCCAAGCGACAAGCCGAGUGACCCCCGAGUGCGGAAGGCCCCCACCGACCCACGGCUGCAGAAACCAGCAGACUCUGCAGCUGCCUCACGGGCAGCCAAGCCUGGUCCCACUGAAGUGCCCUCUCCAGCUGCCAGCCCCAGUGGAGAGUCCUCCCCGCCAGCCACAGCACCCUACGAUCCCCGCGUGCUGGCAGCUGGUGGGCUGGGCCAGGGCAGUGGCAGUGGCCAGAGCAGCGUGCUGAGCGGCAUUAGCCUCUACGACCCAAGGACUCCCAACGCGGGUGGCAAAGCCAUGGAGCCGGUUACAGACACGGGCACCCAGCCCAAGGGCCCCGAGGGCAACGGCAAGAGCUCGGCCUCCAAAGCCAAGGAGCCGCCAUUUGUCCGUAAGUCCGCCCUGGAACAACCAGAACCAGGGAAAGCCGGUGCAGAUGGGGGUGUGACCACAGUCACGGACAGGUACAACAGUUACAACCGGCCCAGGCCCAAGGCUGCCACAACCCCCACCACCACCACCACAGUGACCCCUCCGCCAGAGGGCACCCCACCCCAACCUGGGGUGCACAACCUGCCUGUGCCCACCCUCUUUGGGACUGUGAAGCAGGCACCCAAGACGGGCUCAAGUAGCCCAUUUGCAGGCAACAGCCCGGCCCGAGAGAGCGAGCAGGAUGCGGGGUCCCUGAAAGAUGUUUUUAAAGGCUUUGACCCCACUGCCUCCCCCUUUUGCCAGUAGUGUUAAGCCAGAGCCAGUACUCUCUACCGCCACCACCCUUCCCAGGGUGAUAUUUAAGGGCAGCAACCAGGGUUGGGAACUUAGUGGGCAGGAGAAGGGGUGUGGGUGUUCUUUUUUUUCUUUUUUCUUUUUUCCUUUUUUUUUUUUUUUUUUUUAAGUAGUGCUUUCUUAGAGACUUAUAAAUUGUAUAUAACCAUCUUCAGUUCUGGUCAGUGCUGCGGGGGGUUCCUGGACUCCCACCAAGAAAACUGUCUUGUGAUGUGAACAGUUGUGAGUCCUCUGGGCCCCAGCCCCAGCUGGAACUCUACAGGGCUGGGCCUCCUUGGAGGUUGGGGGUCCAGUUGGUCUUCUGGUCAAAGGUGGCCACCCCCCCCCCCCAGGACAAAGGGAACAGUAGGUGUCUGAGAAGGCACUGUACGUUACUCAUCCUGUGCUAAUGAGCAAGGAGAGAUGGGACCCAGACCAGGGAAACGGCCCACGUGGAGGCAGCUCCAGGCCUUUCUAGAACCCCAGGGUGCACCAUCUAUCUGUCUCUUCAGUGCACAGGCUGUGACAGCCUUCAGGAGACAGCAAAAGUGAAAAAGUAUCAAGGGAAGAAAAAGAGCCCUUGACAGCACCCUGGGAGCUCCCUGGCCCUUGCCCACUCCUAUGUCUCUGGAUUCAUAUUUGGGCCCUCCCUGCCACCCUCCGUCCAGAGUUCAUCCUGAAACUGACACCUUCCAACUUGCAGCAGAAGACUCCAGGGUGAGAGACGGACCUGGACCUGGAGGAACAGGGCUGGCGUGAGGUAGUGGCCCCUGAAGAGCUGCCUCCAGGAGGCAGCCCUCUGAGUGCGUUUUCUGUCAGUAUUACCCAACCUGUCCUGUUAUGUCAGGGUCACAAUCUACUGCCCCUCACUCCCCCCAUGCUGGAAUCUGCCCUGUCCUGAGAAGCCACAGCCCAGUGUGCCUGCACUGCCAGCCCAACCCCCCUGGAGACAGCUCAAGGAUCCGUGGCAUAGCCACUCCUCCAGGCUCUCGACAGAGGGAGCCCUGGGGUGGCUCUUUGGCAAAGUGUUUCUGCUUUCUCUGCUUGCUUCACACAUCCUUCAGCCGUAUUAUCUGUAGGGCAUUAGGUUUUGGUGUGUUUGGUUUUUUUCUCCCAAGCCAACAUGCAUGAGUUCAGAGGAGUGUCACGGUGUUGGAUUUGUGGACACUUCUAGAAAAGGGGCCUAAGGAAAGGGUGGGAGACUGCAUCCAGGACGGAGGAAAGGGUGUGUUGGACCCUUUAAGGAGAGGGAUUAGGACUCUACUGGGGGCAGGGGGCACGAAAGGCUGUGUCCUGCCCCCUCAUCUGACUGAGCCAGAACAGAACAGAGAUGUCUGCACUGGCUUUUUCCUCCCCCCAGGUUUCCUACCCUAGCUGAAGUCCAGCCUGGUCCGCAGAUCCCCAGAGGAGGCCUACCGUGUGGGCAUAGCCUGGGGAGGCUGGCCCUAGGGGAACUGAGCAGGGCCUACAGAGCCUUUCCACUUCUGGGUCUGUUUACUUGUGGAUCCCUCUCCAGCCUUUUUGUCCUAGUCCCACUGCCUCAAUUGCCUCCCUGUCUCUUCCUUGUGAAUAAUGAGGAGACCUGAUCACCCUGCCAAAAGAUUCCCUCCCUACUUCCCUGGGGUGGGAGGUGAACAGAGCUCCUAAACCCCCCACCACCAUCACUCAAAAAAGAGAAAUUAAAAACUUGUUAGUUUGGGGCCAGAAGCAAGGGCAGGAGAGGCAGGGUACCCUGCAGGGCCAGGCAGCCCCAGAGGGUCAGUGCACUGUGAUCAGGUUGGUUUGGUUUGUCUUUUUGUCUGUUUUGUUUUUUUUAAAACAAUCAUUAGUGAGAUUUGACUUCAGCCACCAGUGUUGGCCUUGAAGCAGAGGGCUGCAGCCCAGGGUGUUUGUAAAAUAAGUCAGAAUACACAGUAUGACAGUGUUUGGGUUUUUAUUUUUUCCUCCUUUGAGAAUUUUCUUUUGUAAAUGAAAAAUUAAAUACUUUUUUAAAACUGAAAUCUGUGGAUGAAAUAGAAGCUGGACCCCUCCUCUUGGAAUAUUCAGCCUAAGAACCUCAUGGGACUAUGAAUUCACCCAAAAUUUUCAUUUGCCAUCAGGCCAAGCUUUUAAAGAAAAAUUGUUCUCUAACCAGGAUUGUAACAAAAGUGUAAAUACUAUUUCAGAGUUGAAAGUUGAUGGUGCACAUAUGUAUAUAAUGUACUGUAUUUUUACAAUGAUCGUCGCAUGACUCUAUUCCACCCCACUUUUUGUAUUUCGUAUCUGUCUUCCAGAAAUGUCACCUGCUUUUUCUCCUAUGGUCUCUUAAUCCAAUAAUUGUAUUACUGCCAUUAAAGGAUGCAGUUAUUUUAAAA